Messenger RNA from Racocetra fulgida, 321 nucleotides. The record is from the annotation of a GenBank genome assembly. Lineage: Eukaryota; Fungi; Glomeromycota; Glomeromycetes; Diversisporales; Gigasporaceae.
AUGCCGCCCAGACUUAGACCUUCACUCAAGAAAAAUAAACGACUUCUUGAACUAGCUUACAACAGACAUCCUCAGAAAGUAGAAAAGGAAGUAGAAAAGGUGGUGUAUCUUCUAAAAUCAGUAAUACAACCCAUUGAACCAUCUAUCGAACAACCCAUUACUCAAUACAAACAGAAUAUCGAACAACCCAUCAUUAGAUUCAAACAGAACGUCGAACAACCCAUCAUUAAAUUCAAACAAAAUAUCGAACAAUCUAUUAUUAAAUACAAACAAAAUGUCAAACAACCCAUCACUCAAUACAAACAGAACAUAGAGAAAGUG